AUGCGCAUUGUAAAACGAGAUAUGGGAUCAGACGGCGGCACUGUCGACGGUUUUACGUGUGCUACUGGUACUGCGGGAACUUUAGCCGGAGUUACUAAAUUUUUGAAAGAGAAAAAUCCCAAUAUUAAAUGUUUUCUGGCCGAUCUGCCUGGAAGCGUUAUUACGGAGGAAAUAGGGCAAGGAAGAGUAACGAACAACUUGAAGGACGAUAUCGAUGAAGAAGGAUUGUAUGUGAGUGCGUCUACUGCAUUGAACGUCGUUGCUGCCGCGGAGAUGCUUGGCCCGGGUAAGUUUUGGAAGAUAGCUUUCGACCCAAAUCGGGUGAACCGCGGGAAGUAUUCUAAAAGGCCUGAGUUUUAUGGUAAAGGCAAAGAUCCAAUGGCAUUGCCAUAUGAGGAAUAUCCGGAGUGGUCAUGA
Messenger RNA from Paraglomus occultum, 417 nucleotides. NCBI's taxonomy places the organism in Eukaryota, Fungi, Glomeromycota, Glomeromycetes, Paraglomerales, Paraglomeraceae. The record is from the annotation of a GenBank genome assembly.